CCCCCAUCUCCCCCCUCACACUCCUCCCUCAGCCUCAGCAUCUCAAAAGGCUACUGAGUGAGAAUCGAUGGCGCAGAGGCCCGCCUGACAGGACAAUAAAACCCCACAAAGAAGCGAAGACGGUUAUGUACCCGGUAUGGGAGUUCAACCCACGGUGCCUGGCUUCCCAGGCCUGGUUUCAGUCCCUGAUGUGUGGCCUUUGAGAUGUCCACCAUCCCUCAACUCCCCUGCUCUUAAUGGAGCCCCCAUCUUCUGAGCUGCUAAGUGGAGACCUGCUCAUUAAUUCUUCCUCUGGGGAGCCGUCCCUGUUCACAGACACGCCGAGCCCUGUCUCCUUGUUGGCAGAUGAAUCUGGCUCUCAUGACACACCUAUAUCGGGCUGUGUGGAUCUCUCCUUCCUGGAUGAGGCUUUAUUGGCCUCACCAGCAGGAGGAGAGGAUUCUGAGGAUGUAUGUGAACCUCCACAAGUUGAGGCCGAAGUGCCACAGCAACAGGAAGAGGAGGAGGAGACAUGUGACAUCCUUCAGCAAAGUCUCCAGGAGGCUGACAUCACUGAGCACACACUGGCUUUAGAGGCAGGUCUUUCCCAGUCUAGUGAAGCGCUCUCACUCUAUCCAUCUGGUUUAACCCCACCUUCACCUCCAUAUAUGUCUAAACCACUAAACGUCUCUGGGGUCACAACAUUGCCCAGGGACACACAAGUUGCAGUGGAGCCUCCUCAACCAUCUUUGUUGGCUGUGGGACCAGGUUGCCCUUCGCUCAAGCCAGUGCCACCACAAUUAAUGGGGCUACUACCUGGGAACGUAUUUCCUGCACCUCCCACAUCUGACACGUCCUUUUGCCUAAGUCAUGCACAAGGUUCCAACAUGAUCAUACACAAAACUCUUCCAGGCCUUACAUUGAGCCCUGCUGUUAGGACAACAGCACCUCAAGAAAUUAUAUUGCAAAGGACCCCUUUGCCUAUCCAACCCAAGCUGCCAGUCAACAUACAGCCUAGACUGGUGCAGAUAAGCCCCAAACCGUCAGAGCAGAAGUCAUCUCCAGGCCUUGCUUUCAUUCCUCCAGCUGCAUCACAAAAUAUUCUGUUGUCCUCUCCUGUGGGCCCCAGGCAGCCUCUGUCAUCACAGUCUACAACAGCACUCAACAAGCCUGUGAGUCUGCAGCUAGUCAACCAGGGAGGCUCAAUUGUUAUUCAGCCCCAGAGUCUCUUCCAGGGCCAGAGCCACUUCAUAUUGCCUAGUCAAGGCUCUGUAAACCAGUCUACAAGCAUCUCUGGGCCACUGCUCAGCACGACAAACAAUCAAAUGCCAAGUGCAGCCCCUCUGGCAGGACAGCUUGUUGAUGGCUCACAGAUUGUAACAGUACGCCCCAGGCAACUCAAUUUUAGCCCUGUGUUUACCACUCCGACUGGGCAGCUCACUCUCAGACAGGGAGCUCUUCUGUCUGGACCCCUGCAGCUUCAGUCAGCGCCCCCUACCGUCUUCCAUAUGCCGGCGCAGCUAGCAGGGGCCUAUUCUGCUCAUGCACAGGGGCAGCAUGGUGGUGUUGUCCACACACCUGCCUUAGGGAAGCAGUUCACCUUGAUCAACACUCCUGGUGUGCUUGCCCCUGAUAUGACUGCCAUAUCAAUAGUGAAUGGGCCGUCCAUGGUGCAAAGCUUGCCCUUAGUGUCCCAGGCACAGAGACCUAUGGCAGGGGGCAAUGAGGAGCAGCUAAGUCUUCCACAGACCCCAGUGCUUCUGUUGCCUGAAAGAACUGCUGCAGAAAAAAAUGCAACAAAUGAGCAACUACAGAGUAUCUUACACAAAGGCACACUGUCUCCUCCAGCUUCAAUGCAAGCUGCUGUAGCCAAAAUGCACACACAGCCUUCCCCAGUCAUUAGUAUUUUGCAGGCACCAACAGAGAGCACUAAUUCCCCUGAGCCUGUUGCAUUUUUGUCCAAACACCUAAUUACACAUCCAGAGAAACAGCAAGCUGUUGAAGGAGGCCAUACACCACCAAACCAAGCAUUUAUUCAUCAACCCCAACAGGAAGCACUUAAUCCUUCAGCUUCUGCUGAAUCCUUGGACAGCCACAUCUCUCCUGAAGCUAGUGAGAGAGAGCCUUCACCCAUGGUCCUGGCUGUGUGUGCAUCGUCUAAGGUUCUCUCUGUGUUAUCAGAGUGUGGAGGAAUCCCCACUCCAGUGCAUUCUGGGUCGGAGCAUGGUGACAUGUUAGCCUCGCCACCCAUCACCCAGUGUCCUGAAAGUACACCCUCGACCAUGUUUCCAACUCCCCCACUUUCAGACAGACAACACUCCUCUGCAUUUGUAGUUCUCAGUGCCAAAAUGCAGGGGCAAGAGGAAUUAAUGAUGUGUAUGAGUCCAUCUUCAACCUCCGAAAGGAUCUCUAUUACUGAGCAACAGCUUUUACCCAUUCCUCUAUCCACUGACCUCAAAGGAGUUCUGGAGUCUGGCCUUAUUGAAGCCCAGCAGCACAUGCAACAAAGUAAACUUAGAGUUCCUGGCUUAGUAGAUGAUGAAGAAAUCUCACUAGACCUACAGGACAGUUUUGAAAGCUUGUCAUCCCAGGACAUCGAGGGCCACAGUGUCCUUCAGGUGCCCUGUGUUGGUGUGAAGGCGAGAGAAAGACUCACGCCAGCAAUGCGGCAGCAGAGGAUCAAGCAGCAGCUUUGUUCAGACUAUGAUGCUGUUCUUAAUCCAUACACUUGCUCUCGGUUCACUUCGCUAGAGGAUGCUGUGAAACACCUGUUGCCCUACCACACCUGCUCCAGAGCCUUACCCAGCCAAGCUGAUCUGCUUACAGUGGAUAAGCAGUUUGAAAAUGUAUCAGGGCUGCUGCUGAAAUGUACUACAGACAUGCUGAACAAAUACCGGCAGCUCCUACUGGCGGAGUCUCAGCAAGAAAGUCCUUCGGCAGAGAUGGUGAUGCUAGAACGGUUGUUCCUGCAGUCUGAGCGACUCUUACUCGGGGAGGAGAGACGCAGAGCAAGAGGUGAUCCAGAGUCCUUCUUGAUGUCUUUGCGUAAAGCAUCAUGGCACCGUGGCAUGCUGCCUUCACGCCACUCUGAAGCCUCAGCGAGUCCCCCAUCACCCCCUGCAUGGGCUCUACACUCAGACAGACCCCCAGGUCUUAAGACAUAUUGCUCUAGGAGCAGGGGGUCACUGCGCCUUACCAUCAAGCAUGAGUCAGGAUCUCGCAAAGUCAUCCACAACUCUGCGUGCGACGAGUCACAUGCCCUUACGGGACAUAAACGCACAUUAGAAGUGCAGCUAACUAACAGAGGGGGGAGCAAACAGGAGGGGCAGGAAAGCACCCUCAGUCCAACAGAGACAAGCGCAGAGCAAAAUCAAGCGGUAGCUGGUGUGGACAUGGACAGGACAGCUUGCAAUUUUAUCACAAAGUCAGAGCACAAACCGGAAAGAGCAGAGGGAUCAUUUCCAGAGGUUCACCCCCCAGAGCUUAAAAGAAGCAAGCUGGAAAUUGCAGAUGGGUUGGGGGAUGAAGGUGGCCUGAGUGAGCACCUGCAGAGUGCAAUAGACAGCAUCCUGGAGCUCCAGAGGCUUCAGGGACCAGCAGCUUGUCUCAAACCCAAACUGCAGCCCAGUGCGCUGGAGCAGAGCAUCAGCUGUGUGCUGGAGGGAGAAUUGUAAUACAUGGAACAAGAAUUUGCGAGGGAAAAAACCAACAACAAAAAAAAAAAAAAAACAAGUGCCGCUUCCAUCCUACAGCUGAGUAUAACUACACGGUCUGACAUCCACAACAGAUGCUAAAUUCCUAAUUUGUUCAUUCCUACUCUAAGAGGGGCUCCGUAUAGGCGUGAAAAAGGACUUGACGUAAAGCUGAUUGAUUAUAUAAAUGAGACUGGGAGACCUGAUGUGAAUAAAUUAAGUGGAGCACCUGUUUUUUUUUCCCUCUUCUUCUUCUUAAGAUGCGCCACAGUAAUUUUUUUUAAUGUUGGAUUUAGUGUUAAAGUAAGGAAGCUUCCAAUGUGCUUGAUUUGUGCCAACAUUGACAACGUUGUCAGUUGCAUUUGCCGAGUGCCUGUGUGUAUUGUUGUCUUUUUCUGAAUGUAUGUCCGUGUGCGUGUUUGUGUGACAAGUACAAUAAUUCACGCGUGAAGGGGGAGUUUGCUUGAUUAUAUAGAUAUACUACAGUUUAAGAACGUUUGUACACUACAAGUGGAUAGUUUAUGGAUAAUGAUGUCCGUUUCAGCUUGUUUAUCCCCAAAGAACACACACAGUUCAUUCUGAAAAUCACCAGCAAAACCUAUUACUGCGUUCAAGAGAUUGUUUUCUUAAAAACUAAAAGUUGUCUCCAUAAUUUUCGCAACAGUGAUUGCCGAAAGGGAGAUGUUUGACUCCAGUUACAAAUUAGCAGCUGUUUUUUUUUUUUUCGCCUGCAGUAAACUGUGACAUCUUACAGAGACAAAAAAAAAAAAAUGCUCUAAGUGAUAUUCUGAAAAAGCAAUAAUGAGCAGUUGGUCUUGAAUACAUGGUUGUGCCUCAGUCCAACUUCUAGACGCUUUUGCUUUCUGUAUCGUGAUCCCAGCCGUUUAUCGCCUGUAUUCUGGCAUUAGGAAAAUAUUUUGUUAAAGAAAGAAAAAAAAAAAAGAAGAAAAAACAGCAGCAAUAGUAAUAGAUCAUUGGGUAAAUCGACGCCAAUCAAAUUUGUUGACAGGAUACAAAAAAGGUAUUUUAUUUCAUGUUUCAAAAAUUAGCUCUCGUCCAUAAAUCACUUCUAGUUAUUGCCGCAUCCCGAAGUACAAAUGAUUGUGUUUGAUUCUUUUUGACAAUCUGAAAAUUGUGUUAGUGCUGUAGGUCACAAAAAAAUGAAGAAAAAAACCCCACAUCAUUAAGAUUAAGCAGUAAAUCCUUAUCAGCAAAAGUUUCAGAACAGAUGAAAUAUAUGGUUGUGGAAAUAUGAAUACUUUGGUAUUUAACAGUAACUACUAGGACUCAAGCCAGAUAGAGGUAUAAUUAAUGAUGAAGUUAAUUACCCACAUCUCCACAGACUUUGAUAUCCAUGUCUGACACAUUCUCACUUUUUAACAGUAAUUUAGACGUAAUGCCCCCGGACAUGCUAUGCACUGGUAAACGUUUCAGAGUACUCCAGUCACGAACACCAAGGUGACGGUAUAAUGCACUUAACCCUACGAACUGUGACGAGCCCUAAAUGUGACAAGGUGCCAUCUUUUUUUCCCGAUAGAUGAUGUCAUUGUUCUCUGGUCAUUCUCCUGUUUCAGUUUAUUAAAUACUGUGAAUAAGGUAGCAUGUGUUGGACACUGCUUCAGACUACGACACAUUUUACUGACAGAUUGUUCUGAUGCCAAAAUCAAAGAGGCCUUAAUUCUGCAGUACCAGAUUGUAAAAAAAAUAAUAAUAAAAAAAAAAAAAAGACAUAAAAAGGGGGGAAAAAAAAGUAAAUGUUAAAUCCCAACUAAUGACUCUUUUGACCCACUGUCAUGUUAGUCAUUCAUUUGAAACAUAUUAAGAGAGAAAAUCUUUUGUAUACAUUUUUACAAACUAUUUAUUUAACUGUGAUUUUGUAAAUAAUAAAAAGUUAAAUUGUGAA
This is a messenger RNA of Silurus meridionalis, 5574 nucleotides long. RefSeq names its product BRD4-interacting chromatin-remodeling complex-associated protein. Gene Ontology annotation, cellular component: SWI/SNF complex. Gene Ontology annotation, biological process: positive regulation of DNA-templated transcription. The record is from RefSeq and is a predicted model, not a curated record. NCBI's taxonomy places the organism in Eukaryota, Metazoa, Chordata, Actinopteri, Siluriformes, Siluridae. The transcript is spliced from 12 exons. Bases 237 to 3653 code for a protein of 1138 amino acids.